Molecule: messenger RNA, 681 nt
Organism: Caenorhabditis briggsae
Lineage: Eukaryota; Metazoa; Nematoda; Chromadorea; Rhabditida; Rhabditidae
Gene: Cbr-exos-3
Product: Protein CBR-EXOS-3
Exons: 3
Coding region: 1-681 (226 amino acids)
Biological process (GO): CUT catabolic process; nuclear polyadenylation-dependent rRNA catabolic process; poly(A)-dependent snoRNA 3'-end processing
Cellular component (GO): cytoplasmic exosome (RNase complex); nuclear exosome (RNase complex)
Molecular function (GO): RNA binding
Source: RefSeq, a predicted model, not a curated record
AUGGCAGUUUACCUUCCCGGUGAUGUGAUUAACGAACCGUCCUCAAGCGAUUCUUCAAUCAUCGGGUAUGGAAUCAAUCUUCGUGGGGAGAAAAAAGUAGUCACUCAACCUGGUGCUUUUCGAAGCGACGAAGGAAAAAUAUGGCUCAGCGUUCAUAGCAAAAGAUAUAUUCCACAAGAAGGAGAUCGAGUGAUUGCGAUUGUUACAUCUAAAACUGGUGACUUUUUUCGCUUGGAUAUCGGAACUGCCGAAUACGCCAUGAUUAGUUUCACUAACUUCGAAGGAGCCACAAAACGAAACAGGCCGAAUCUCAAGACUGGUGACAUUAUUUAUGCUACGGUUUUUGAUACAACUCCUAGAACAGAAGCGGAGUUAACAUGUGUCGACGACGAGAAAAGAGCCCGAGGAAUGGGACAACUUAACGGAGGAUACAUGUUCAAAGUUUCACUGAAUCAUUGCCGACGCCUCAUCAAUCCGUCCUGCGAAAUUCUCCAAACAAUGGGAAAAUUUUUCAAAUUUGAGAUCACCGUCGGAAUGAACGGAAGAAUUUGGGUGAAUGCUCCAACAACCGAAGAAAUUAUCAAGAUCCACGAUGUCAUUAACAAAUCUGAAUUCAUAACAGGCGAAGAUGAAUUAAUUUCUUUGGUACAACAUAGCUACACACGAUCUGUCAGUGGAUGA